AUGAUGAGAUUUUUACACCCUGUGAAACCUAAACCUGCUCCAGUGAACACAAAACCAUGUAGUCAUACAGCAGUUGUAGAUCAUCCUAAACCAGUAACUGACACAAAGAAAGUGGAGAAAGCCCCAAUUUCAAAGAAAGCAGCUUCAACAAGAACAUUGUGUAGUGCCAGACAGCCUGUUGCAGCACCUAAGCAAAAAAGACAGGCAGUUAAAAAUAAAGAUAGAGUUGGUUCACCAGAUUUGAAUCUAGACAAAGUAACAAGGCGUGGUGACCCCACAAUAUUGUCAGCUGAUUCGUUUGCACAAACAUCGGACUUUGGCUUAAAUGACACAAGUGCUGCAGGUUUUCUUUGCCAAACUCAAGAUAGUUCUUGUGGGCUAUUUUUGAAAAAAAAUCCAAAAAGAUUACCAGAUGCUGAAUCUGUGGUUUUGUCAGCAAAACGUAAAACAAAAUUGAAACCAAAAAGUCCUGAAGAGUGGAUUGAAGUUCUAAGUAACAGCCCAAUGGUGGAAAUGACGAGGAGAAAAUAUGAAUGUGAAUACACUCCAAAACAGAGUAGAGGUAGAAGAGCAAGUCUAAAAGGUUGUAGGUCUACUGAGAGACGUAGAUCACGUCAACCUUCGUUUGCACGCUUAGUUUCACCUACUGUACAAGAUGUUCGUCAUGUUACCCUGCCUCACACACCAUACAAUAAUGACUCCCUAGAAUCAAGAGCAGCAUAUUGGAAGUCGUUUUUCAUUGUCAACUCACUUUCACCACAGAAACCACGAAUCAAUUUAGACAGAUCAUUUGACUGACAGUAAUAAAAGUAAAGAACAAUUUGAUCAAUGGUUUUUUCUUUAAAGUCUAUUAGUCUUCUCAAUUUAGCAUUGAGACUUUCACUAACAUUAUUUGUUAUUCCAGAGUAUGGGUUAUAGAUGUUCUUGCUUUCUAAAAUCCACCUUGCAGCAUGAUGAAUUAUUGUGUCAUAAAGACAUUCUUCAAAAUAUUGAAUAAAUGGCUGGCUCCAUUUUUCUUUUAAUUGUUCAUAGGUGUCUCUAAAAACGUCCAGACUAGAACAAGUAAGCAAUGUUCUUACAUUAUUCUCAUAUGCUUUUCUGUCGUCCACACCACCUCCAUGCUUUGACAACCAGAACUUAAUAUCUCUAAAAAUAUGAUUCCAACAUAUGAGAUAUAGAAAUUUGGUAGUUUCGAUUCAAAUGCAUUUAUAAUGCCUUUUUCUCUGUCAGUUACAACAUUUACUGCUUUCUGUGUUAACUGGGGAAUUUUCAAAUUUAUUUCUUCAAUAAAUCGUAAAUGGUUUUUACCUCGACUAUUCGAAGAAUAUGAGAGCUAUUUUAGUUGCCCCGGCGUCGGCGUCCGCGUCGGCGUCUGCGUUGGUUUAAGUUUUUUGUAAAGUCAAAUAUCUCAAUUACUGCUUGAGAUAUUCAAUUGAAACUUACAAUACUUAUUUAUAGUAACAAGGUACAUCAGAUUGACAAGUUGGAUAACUCUGCCUACAAUAUUGACAGAAUUAUGCCCCUUUUUAACUUAAAAAUUUUGGUUAAAGUUUUUUGUAAAGUCAAAUAUCUCAAUUAUUACUUAAGAUAUUCAAUUGAAACUUACAAUACUUAUUUAUUGUAACAAGGAACAUCAGAUUGACAAGUUGGAUAACUCUGCCUACAAUAUUGACAGAAUUAUACCCCUUUGGAACUAAGAAAUUUUGGUUAAAGUUUUUUUUGUAAAGUCAAAUAUCUUAAUUAUUGCUUGAGAUAUUCAAUUGAAAUUUAAAAUACUCUUUUAUAGUAACAAUGUAUAUCAGUUUGCAAAAUUGCAUAACUCUGCCUGCAAUAUUUGCAGAUUUAUUUGCCCCUUUGAAACUUAGAAAUUUUGGUUAAAGGUUAAAGGUCUUCAAAGAUAUUUACUUGAAACUUUACACAUGCACUUAGGGUCAUAAUUGGAGGGUCAUAAUUGUAUGUCACUGACCAAGUUCCAUAACUCUCUCAUGCAUUAAGGCUGAUUCAUAUCCCCUUUUCUAUUUAGUCUCUUGGUUAAUGUUAACAUGAUAGUUUUACAUAUCUCAAUAACUAUUAAAGAUAUUUAUUUAAAACUUCACAUAUGCAUUUAGGGUCAUAAUUGUAGGUCACUGACAAUGAUCAAUAAUUCUAUCUUGCAUUUAGGCUGAUUUUUCUCCCCUUUUUCAACUUAAAAAUUCAUAGUUAAGUUUUGCUUGUAAGCUGUUAUCUCAAUAACUACUGAAGGGUUUGUACCUUUUU
This is a messenger RNA of Ruditapes philippinarum (Manila clam), 2256 nucleotides long. RefSeq lists its product as uncharacterized. The transcript has 8 exons. The record is from RefSeq and is a predicted model, not a curated record. NCBI's taxonomy places the organism in Eukaryota, Metazoa, Mollusca, Bivalvia, Venerida, Veneridae. Bases 1 to 798 code for a protein of 265 amino acids.